AACCCGUCAAAAUUGCUCAGCCAAAUCUCAAUCAUGAGCGAGGCGCUAGACUUCGCGGCGAUGGAGCACUACCGUUUCAAGAGCGACGGACUGACGACGCGAACGUCGGUGGACCAGGAGGAGUGCGAGUCCAGCUGCAACCUCUUCUUCUUCCCACUGCCGGAGCUGCCCCUGGACCAGCAGCUGCAGCUGCAGCAGCUCAGCUUUGUCAACACGGACCUGGAGCCGCUGUUGAUGCGUGAGAAGCACAUCGAGUACUUGAAGCGUGGCCUGACACGGCUGCCGGCAGGUUUCGUGUCGCUGGACGCAAGGUAUCCGCUAGAUCUAUCGGCUGAAAGCAUGAUGAAAUGAUGGUUUAAACGUGAUGAACUGCUGCAGUCGCCCGUGGAUCAUCUAUUGGAUUCUCCACGCGUUGGAGCUACUGGACGCUCUGUCGGAAGAGGUGACGGAUCGCGUAAUUGGCACCUUGAAGCCAUGCUGGAACGACGAUCAUGACGGUGGUUUUGGCGGUGGUCCCAAGCAGUUGGGCCACACGGCCACCAACUACGCGUCGUGUCUGACGCUCGCUCUGCUCGGAACACCAGAGGCACUGGAGAGUGUGGACCGACAGAAGCUGUACCGGUUCUUCAUGUCGAGGAAGCACGCGGCCACAGGAGCUUUCACUGCUCACGAUGGAGGCGAGGUGGACGUUCGCGUGACGUACUGCGUCAUUUCCAUCGCCAGCUUGUACGGGAUUCUGACGGACGAGCUGAAGGCUGGCGUCGUGGACUACAUUCUAUCGUGCCAGACGUACGAGGGAGGCUUUGGUGGUGAGCCAGGCAACGAGGCUCAUGGUGGCUACGCGUUCUGCUCCGUUGCGGCGCUCUACAUCCUCAAUGCGGUGGAUCAGAUUCGAGAUCUCCCUGGACUGCUGCAUUGGCUCGCGAACCGACAGAUGCCGUUUGAGGGAGGCUACCAAGGACGAACGAACAAGCUGGUGGAUGGCUGCUACAGCUUCUGGCAGGGUGCAGUGCCGGCGUUACUGGCUGAUGUUGUCAGGGAACGAUACGGAGACGAGGUGCCGUACCAAUGUCAUCAGGAACAGCUGCAGAAGUACAUUCUGUUGUGUGGACAAGAGAUCAGCGGCGGACUGCGUGACAAGCCGGGCAAGCCGCGCGAUCACUACCACUCGUGCUAUUGUUUGAGCGGUCUGUCUGUGGCGCAACAUGGAGAUGGCAGAGGUAAACCAGUCGUGUUUGGAGACGCGUCCAACCUGGUGGCUCGCACGCACCCGGCGUACAAUAUCAGCUAUGACAAGGCGACACAGGCGAUCGAGUAUUUCAAGAAGAAGGGUCCAUUCCAGCCCGAGUAGAAACACAGGUAACGUCUUCUACUUAGACCAAAUUGAACUGUGUCUUGUGGCUUGAUUGAUUAUAAAGGAGGCAGUUUCUCCGGUUUGUCGUCAUGAUCUUUAUGACUCAGACUAUGCACGGAUGGAGAAACACCCAACUUGGGUAAUGGAGGCUGGAAAUUAGACGCAGACGAGUGUGAGCCGUGAUGGCCGGGAUGGUGUACGUUCAACGAGCCUUUCCGCUUCUCUCGGUCUCUAACGGAC
Molecule: messenger RNA, 1594 nt
Organism: Phytophthora nicotianae INRA-310
Lineage: Eukaryota; Oomycota; Peronosporomycetes; Peronosporales; Peronosporaceae
Exons: 4
Coding region: 365-1351 (328 amino acids)
Biological process (GO): protein farnesylation
Cellular component (GO): protein farnesyltransferase complex
Molecular function (GO): protein farnesyltransferase activity
Source: RefSeq, a predicted model, not a curated record